Meloidogyne enterolobii is the source of this 2038-nucleotide messenger RNA. The record is from the annotation of a GenBank genome assembly. NCBI's taxonomy places the organism in Eukaryota, Metazoa, Nematoda, Chromadorea, Rhabditida, Meloidogynidae.
UGCGCGAGACUUCCUUUCUUGAUUACCCAUUUUAUUCCGAAUCUCACUAUAAGAUACUCCCAAUAAUAGAUACACCUCUACUUAAUGAACUUCUUUUUAAUUUGGCUGAACACUGGGAAGGGCCGUCUAAAUUUUACUCUCUAUUUAAUAGACAUUUCAUUAUUAGGCACACCUCUUUAUAGGAUACUCCCAAUAAUAGAUACACCUCUAUUUAAUGGAUUUUUUUAAAUUUGGUUUAUCAGUGGGUGGUUAUUACAAGAUACCUCUUUAUAGGAUACUCUCAAUAUUGGAUACACCUCGUUUUAAGCUAAAUUUUCUUAAACUCGUUUAUCCACUGGAUGAUGGAGCUGCCCAAACGAUACCCUCUAUUUAAGAUACGCCUCAUUAUAAGAGACAAUUUUUUAACCUCGAGGGCGUAUCUUAUAGUGAGUUUUAAUUGUUGCUUUUUUCAAUUAAAAAAUUUAUUUUUUAGUGAUAAGAAAUUUUUUGAUAAAAAAUCAAUAAACUUAUAUAAUUUUCAACAAUAACGACAUCAAUAAACAACCAUUUCCCUUAUAAUUUAAUUAAUAAUUUUUCCAAAUCCAACAUUUCCAAACUGUUAGAAGAAAGGCCCAGUUCAAAUGGGCCCCACCAACAAAAUUUACAAAAAGCACACCAAAAACAACAAAAAAUGGUUAAUAUUACAACAAAAGAAACAGAAGAGGAAAUUGAAAAAUCUUCUUUUGAGGCAACAGAAAAAGUUGUUGUUUCAAGUGGAGAGAUGAGUUUUGAGGCUGUUCCGUGUAUGUUUAAAAGCCGUCAAGAGGAUGGGGCGGAAGGAUCUCUUUUUGGGCUUUUAAUUAGACCUGCUACUAUUGCCUCAACUAGUACAACAACAACAGAGCUUAAUAAUACAAUUUUAAUUAAUAAUGGGGUAGUGAACAAUGAUAGCGGGAAGGAUAUGUUGGUGGCUACAAGUGGGAAUGUGGCUAUUGAAGGGAAUCCAUCAUCCUCAACAAUUUCUACAAAUCAGCCCAGCAUAAUGCAAGUUUUACCAGCUUGUACUAACAACGCCAAUUCAAUAAGAGUUAACCAACAACAAAUGACUUCUUCCGUUAUUAUAGCUUCCAAAAUGCUUCAAUUCCAACAACCAAAGGGCAGACUAAUCCCUUCUGCUUCCUUCCCUCUUUUGCCCGCACCUUCUGGAGUCCCUCCAAUUUUGCCUAAAACAUCAAAACAUCACCACCACCAACAAAAAAAGCUUAAGAAUUUAUUACUUAAAUCUUCCCCAAAAGUCAUUCCAAUACAACCGAAAAUAGCAAAAACAUCUUUAUCGACUUUAACUAAAACUACAACGUUUAAUAAAAGUGAUGGGUGUUGUAGUAGUAAUAAUAUUAAUUCUUUACGUCCUGAAAUGUUUGCUGCUUCUUUACAUGCCCACCAAAUCCCCUCAACUAGCCAAUUCCAACAACAAACAGCAACAACAAAUAAUUUAAGUAUUUCUACCUCUCCAAAUAUUUGCCAAACUUCUCUAGAUGCCCCCCAACAACAGCAACUUGUUCCUUCCGGUCUUUUAUCAAUUAAUUUAUCUCCUUCCCAAAAAUCGGCAACAAUUACUAGCAAAAAGUGUCAAAAACAACAAAAAACCCCAAUAAAAGAAAAUAAAAAGGGGGAAGAAAAAAGUUCUUCUUCUUCCUCCCCUAUACCCCAAACACCUCCAAAUAAACUUAAAAAACAUCAAAAACGAAAUAAUAAAAAAAUUAAACAAUUAAAUCAGCAAAGUAAUUCGGAAGUGAUGCUUGGGGAGGAUUUACACGAAAUUGAUCUUUCUCAGCUAGUUAAUUCGACUGUUAUUACUACUGAGGACUAUUUACCUAGGUAUUGAAUUUUUGCAAAGUAAAGGUCGAAUCUCAUUAUGAGAGCCUCUUAAAAUUUUUUUAUCUGAGUUCAAGAUACCCCAAACCUCAGAGCCCUACCCAGAGACCGAAGACUCCAGAGACCUGGACCCCGGAGUCCUAGAGCCUCUUUUCAAGCAUAUCAUUUUAAGUACACUCAAUAU